Messenger RNA from Pieris rapae (cabbage white), 3625 nucleotides. RefSeq lists its product as uncharacterized. The transcript is spliced from 20 exons. The record is from RefSeq and is a predicted model, not a curated record. NCBI's taxonomy places the organism in Eukaryota, Metazoa, Arthropoda, Insecta, Lepidoptera, Pieridae. Bases 189 to 2900 code for a protein of 903 amino acids.
CGAAUGCCGUUGCGUGCGCAUGUGUCGAUUAAACCGGUAACUGUGUAGUGUAUGUGUUGUGUAAUUGGAUUCCGAAACUUGUCGUCAGUUUGAGAAUUUUUUAUGUGUUACACGAACAACUUUAGUGUAGAUUUUGUGACAAACAAAUACAGAAUUUACAAAUACAAGUGUGAUCAAACUAUGCAACCAUGAAGCACACGUUCCUUCUCACACUACUCAUAAUUUCCGCGAGCUGUCAAGACAGCGACACAGACUACAAAGACAUAGAACCAGAGAGAACUCUACGAGAGACAACCGAAGCCAUCACAGAUACACCCAGCGAUGAAACUGACAAUGAUAAUGAGGAAAGAAUAGAAAUAAAAGAUUUCGGUGAUAAUGAGACGACCGUACAAGAUGUUGUAACAGAAGCAUUCACAAUGUCAUUAGACAAUAAUGUUUACGAAAUAAGAGAGGAUAUUUAUUCUAAUACACACAAUGUGCAGUUGGAUGCUCCAGAAAUAACGACGCGAGCCCCUGACACAAUAGACGGCGUCGUUCCAAAUCUUUCUGAACUAGACGAUGAAGUGGUGUCUGGACAGCGAAGCCCAAAGACGGAAAACUCCGACUCCAACACCCCGGAUCUCCGAACAUUCGAGAAACCCAAACCUGCCCAAGCCUUAAGCAAAGCUGCGACCCUGCGGUCGUGGCUCGAAGACACUUGGCUCCGACCACCCGCUGGUGUCCUGGUACCUUUACGACCAGCUGCGCUGUCACGUGCCCUGGCUGUAUGGAACGAUCUGACAGCUGACGGGCUCAAUCUGACAGACAUUGUCAUAGUCGGAUAUGACGAAAACGGUGUCAACUGGCGCUCCAGACAUAAUCUUCAGCCAUCAGUCACCACUUCAGGGGUCAAAGCCGUCGGUAAUGCGUUAUCUAAACUCCUGCGCAAGUAUCAAGGUGUAUACACUGACUCAACCAUUGAUGGCACGAUGAGAGCAUUGGCCUCAGCUACCAAACUGGUGCCCUAUGAUAGCGCAUUAUUCCUGGUCACUGACAAGGCACCAGGGGACCCACAACGUCUGCCCUUAGCUCUGAGGGCUUUAGUUGAAAAAAGGCUAAAGGUGUACACUAUAUGGACAGAUCCAAACUAUCCAACACCAGAGUCAGAAGCCGCCCUGCAAGACCUGAAGAACAUAUCUUCACAUACCGAGGGAGAAUUUCUGCCAUAUUCGUUGCCUAUUACCGACAUAGAUACAUCGCUGCUGGCAGAACUCCAACAGUGGAAUCCACUAGAAGAACAGCCUAGAAGGGGAAGAGUCAAGAAAUACCCAAGCUUUGACGAUUUCGAUACUCUUGUGAUGAGAAAAAGAGGGGGCGAAUCUAUAUCUUUAGGCAUACCAGUGGAAAAUGGAGUCACAUCACUGAAGAUAUACUUAGAAGGUGCCAUCGAGCACGCAGUACUCUAUCCACCUAAUGACGGUCCACAGAUCGACCUGUACAACGCAUCAUCUAUCCGUGCCUUCUCAGCUGCCUCCAGAUCAGAAGGAUUAUCACCAAGAGAGGUUUUCUUGGUCUUUCCGAGGCUGGCGCCAGACGAGAGCAUGCUAUCAGUCCUACCAGUGUACCCAUCAGAGGACCAAUCAAUGGUCGGCCUCUGGCACCUAAGUGUCAAAUGUGACCUCUGCGAUUACAGAUUGCGGGUAGCUGCAAAAUCUCAAUUGCACUUUAACGUCGACGUUGUUGAGGACAUGCUAAAACUCAAAAUAACUGGACCAGUAGCAAGCAUCCGCGACACGUUAGUAAUAGACGAAUACGGAACUGAACUCGCAAAACUGCCGUUUAGCUAUCAACCAAUAGCGGAGACGGACAAACAAACAGAUAUAUAUGGUGAAUUAGGUAUACCUAGCGUAUCCAGCUCUAAUAUCUACGUCAGAAUCUUUGGAAGGGACAUAAAAGGAGAACCGUUCACAAGACUAUCGGGGCCCAUCCACAAGCAGACAGAGGUUCGACUGGGAAGAUCAGCGUCCAUCGUCUUUCCGGAGACGCCAAACGAUUUAGAACUAGCCGAGGAACUUGAUUCUGUCAUCUAUCAGAACAGACCGAUUGCCAGAUCUAUGUCACAGUUAUUAAAUCAAAGUGGCGUGGUCUUAACAACGGUACAAGUUGGACUAAGUUCAAAACUCUACGGAUCACCUGGAGAUAGACUGCAGCUUUACUUCGAAGUUACAAAUUACAGAGAGCAAAGGAUCCGAUUUAAUUUCGAAGCUAAAGGAGAACUUUUCCUGCUUAAUGGGAUUGAGCCGACAUCACGUGAUAUAAAUGCGGGCGAAACAUUCACGGUGAUAGUCAACUUGCUAAUAUCAGCCAAUACACAACCAGGUCGGGAUCUUAUUACCUUCACGGCGUAUGCGGGCACUGAGCAACUUUCUUCAUCAGUGUAUGUAUACAUACUGGCUUCGGGUCAAACUAUCAAUGAUAUAAAUGCUCCAGAAGUUAGUCACAAUUUCCAAGGCUCCUGCAUACUCCGGCAAGGGAGUGACUGUGCUGAUUAUACCUGGACUACAAAUGUACUUGCCAGAGACCCUGCUGCUGGCCUGCUUCGUGUUACAUCAUCCCCAGUGGGUGUGUUUUAUGACAGCAACUUCAUAGCUGGCUCUAGGGAGCAAUUGCAAGCAACAUACAGAGCAACUUGUUGUUCACCACGUGUGAUUAUAAAUGCGGUUGAUGCAUUGGGCAACACUAGCAGCUAUACCAUAGAUAUUUCUUAUUACCUUCCACCUGCUGCCAUAGCAGCCAUUGUACUAGGUGUAUUUCUAUUGAUUGCAAUUAUAGCUCUCACAAUAUUCCUUAUUUACUGGUGUGUAAGACGGAGAAAGGAUAUCAGGGAUCUGCCUACUUACACAUCAAGAAAUGUUAGUUAAGAUGUAUAAAAGAUUUCAGAUAUAUGCAUAUUGAUUAUAUGAAUAAAAUACAUUAUUUUAAAUAUAUAUGCAAGAUAUUCCUAAAAACUGAUUUUGUGGAGUUGGAGCCAGUGUAAGCCAUUGUUACAAGGGUGGUACAACUUUUCUGUCAAAUCCAUCAUAUUUAUCAAUAAACUGAAAAAUUAUAUUAGUAGCGUAAAUUAAAUUAUGUCAGCUUCUAACAAGAAGUAGAAGUUGUUAACUGCUUCUGUAUAAAACAUAGUAUUAGUAUUAAAAAUUUAUGUAAACAGAUUAAGUACGUUAGACACUUUAGGCUCAAUUAUAAACAUACUAUAAGCCCUGAUGAAGUGAGGAUGUCAGCAUAGUUGAGACUCUUAUAUCACAACUUACUGUAUAUUUUAUAUCGAGUGUGCAAAUUCAUUGUACAAAAUUUAAUAUGUCUAAGUUACCUGUAACUGUAAGUUAUUUUAUCAUUUAUAAUUUUAACUUUAUAUACUAAACAUGAAUUAAGCUAUCUCAAUUAUAUAGCAAGACAAGCAUAACAGAUGGCUAAAAAUUAUAAUAUCUGAUCAUCAUUAUUGUUAAACAGUAACAUCAAAAUUAAUUAUUUAACUAAACACAUUUAUAUUUGUAAACAUUAUAAUUGUUCUGGGUUUCUAUUAAUACGGGUAAAAUUUUAUAUUGCUAGUGUAAAUGCAGCCAUAUUUAGCUUUUAAGUUUUAAAU